GCCUCUCACACUGCUCCCCCGGGUCGGAGCCCCCCGGAGCUGCGCGCGGGCUUGCAGCAAGAAGCCGAACAGAGAGCUCCUUGCCCCUGCAGUGCUGCCCGCGCCCGGCCUCUUGGCGCUCCCGUCGCCCCGCCGCCCACUUUUCAGGCCCCCGAGCCGCGCCGAGCGAGCGAGCGGGCCCGGGACGUGCUCCGGCCCCGGCAGCCUCGCGCUUCCCCGGCUCUGCUCCUUCCGCCCCCCGAGGGUCGCACGCCCACCAUGCCGCAGGGUCCCGGCUCGCUGCUGCUGCUGGUCCUGGCCUCGCACUGCUGCUUGGGCUCUGCGCGCGGGCUGUUCUUCGGCCAGCCCGAUUUCUCCUACAAGCGCAGCAAUUGCAAGCCCAUCCCCGCCAACCUGCAGCUGUGCCACGGCAUAGAGUAUCAGAACAUGCGGCUGCCCAACCUGCUGGGCCACGAGACCAUGAAGGAGGUGCUGGAGCAGGCGGGCGCCUGGAUCCCGCUGGUCAUGAAGCAGUGCCACCCGGACACCAAGAAGUUCCUGUGCUCGCUCUUCGCCCCGGUGUGCCUCGAUGAUCUGGACGAAAUCAUCCAGCCGUGCCACUCACUUUGCGUACAGGUGAAGGACCGCUGCGCCCCGGUCAUGUCAGCCUUCGGCUUCCCCUGGCCCGACAUGCUCGAGUGCGACCGUUUCCCCCAGGACAACGACCUCUGCAUACCCCUCGCUAGCAGCGACCACCUCCUGCCAGCCACCGAAGAAGCUCCUAAGGUCUGUGAAGCCUGCAAAAAUAAAAACGAGGAUGACAACGACAUUAUGGAAACUCUUUGUAAAAAUGAUUUUGCGCUGAAAAUAAAAGUGAAGGAGAUAACCUACAUCAACAGAGACACGAAAAUCAUCUUGGAGACCAAGAGCAAGACCAUUUACAAGCUGAACGGGGUGUCCGAAAGGGACCUGAAGAAGUCAGUGCUGUGGCUCAAAGACAGCUUGCAGUGCACCUGCGAGGAGAUGAAUGACAUCAACGCGCCCUACCUGGUCAUGGGACAGAAACUGGGUGGGGAGCUGGUGAUCACCUCGGUGAAGCGGUGGCAGAAGGGGCAGAGAGAGUUCAAGCGCAUCUCCCGCAGCAUCCGCAAGCUGCAGUGCUAGUUCUGGCGCCCAGGCAGCUCCGACAGGCCAGCCCCAGGGCUCGGCUGACCACACCCGCCCAAGGCCCAGGCCUCAGCUCUCGUGUCCCAAGCACAGUCCCUGCCGCUCCGGCCCCAGCCUGGAGCAGCAUCCCCUGCCUUUUGCACAUUUGCACCCCCAGCGUUUCCUGAACUAUAAGGCCCUAGGAGGCCUCAGGAAUGGAUACCUGUUUUCACAUUAAGGAAAAACC
Messenger RNA from Pteronotus mesoamericanus, 1372 nucleotides. It is a transcript of the gene SFRP2, whose product is annotated as secreted frizzled related protein 2. The coding region runs from base 259 to 1143 and encodes 294 amino acids. The transcript is spliced from 3 exons. NCBI's taxonomy places the organism in Eukaryota, Metazoa, Chordata, Mammalia, Chiroptera, Mormoopidae. The record is from RefSeq and is a predicted model, not a curated record. Gene Ontology annotation, molecular function: Wnt-protein binding. Gene Ontology annotation, biological process: canonical Wnt signaling pathway; non-canonical Wnt signaling pathway.